AUGGACGCGAUCAAUGCGUCUCGACCCGACGUGCUCGGCAAACUGCCGCAGCUGCAAAACAUGGUCAAGCGCGACCCCGAGGGCUAUCGCGCCGAGUUCCGCAUGCAGCAGCGCCACUUCGAGUCCGAGUACCAGUUGUUCCUUCUCCAGCCGACGAAAGAGUCGGCGCACUUUGGCGCGCUCGUGAUCUUCUUGAGCCACGUCGCCAAGUGCUAUCCCGUGGACAUGGCCGCGUUCCCUCAGCAGCUCAUCUCUCUGCUGCGCGACCACUACCUCGUCCUCGAGCCCGACCUCCGCAAGACGCUCGUGCAGAGCCUCAUGCUGCUGCGCAAUCGCGGCCUCAUUGACGCGAUCACGCUGCUCAAGCUCUUUUUCGAGCUCUUCCGGUGCCCGGACAAGCGCCUGCGCGAGCUGCUGUACAAACACAUUGUCGCGGACCUGCGGCAGCUGAACGCCACGUCGCGCAAUGUCAAAGUGAACAAAGCGCUGCAGAACUUUCUCUUCGAGAUGCUCGAGGACGAGAGCGACCACGCAGCGAUCAAGUCGCUGCAGGUGCUCAUGGAGCUCUUCAAGCGCAAGAUCUGGCACGACCAGCGCAGUGUCAAUGUGAUUGCCACGGCGUGCACGAGUUCGAACACGAAGCUGCUUGUGAUGGCGCUGAGCUUUUUCCUGGGCAUUGACGACGACAUUCUCGAGGACGAAGAGCAGCAGAAGAAAGAGAAGAAGGCGCUCGUGCCGGUCGACUUCCACGCGCACUCGAAGAAGACGAAGAAGCGGCAGCGGGACACGUUGCAAGCGCUCUACAAGAACAAACGCGCUCGGAAACGCGACCUCACGUUCAUGACGACGUUCCCGGCCAUUGAGCUGCUCAACGAUCCACAGGGCGUUGUCGAGCGGCAGCUGAAGCUGCUCAAGCGCUGCACAGAGCGCUUCGAGGUCAAGUUACUGAUGAUGAACUUCAUCGGUCGGGUCGUGGGCUUCCACAAGCUCGUGCUGCUGCCGUUCUACCCGCUGCUCCAGCGCUACCUGCAGUCGCACCAGCAGAGCGUGACGGCCAUUUUGGCGUACCUGGUGCAGUCGUGUCACGACGAGAUUCCCCCCGAAGAGCUCCUGCCCAUUGUCAAGAGCAUUGCCCACAACUUUGUCACCGAGCGCUGUUCGUCCGAAGUGAUUGCCGUCGGGAUCAAUGCACUGCGAGAGCUCUUCCGCCGCAUUCCACUGCUGCUCGAGUGCGACGGCAUUGACGUGUUGGUAGCCGACUUGAUCCAGUACAACCGCGUGCGCGACAAGACGGUCGUCAUGGCCGCUCGGGGCGUUUUGAACCUCAUUCGCCAAGUCCAUCCGGCGCUGCUCAGGCGCAAAGACCGCGGCAAGUUCUACACAGAGGCCGCGAGACCCCAUCGCUUUGGCGAACUCGUUGCAAGCGAAGGCGUAGACGGCGCCGACCUGUUGGCCGAAGCGGAAGCUGCUGGACGCUUUGACAACGACGAGAACGGACGGGACGGGUGGGAAGUGGCGUCAUUGACGUCGGACGUCGAGGGAUCGGACGACGAAGAGUGGGUGGACGUUUCAUCCGAUGCCGGCGCUAACGAGGACGAAGAGGCGCACUCGGACCCGAUGGGCGCAGCAGCUGAAGUGGCAAAUGAGACCGUCGACGAGUGCAAUGAGGCGGAGACGACGGAGCAGUCGGACCGAUUGGAUGCGCGUCGUAUUUUGACCCCUCUGGACUUUGAGCGCAUUGAGAUGCUCAGGAAGGAACGGGACGCCGCGCUGCGGGACCCCAAGUCGCGGAGUAAGCGCAAAGCCGAAGGCGAUGCGGCGCAAGCGAGUUCCGAUGCGACGAAAGUGAACCCAACGGACCUCGAGGGGUACGCGAAGAAGAAGCGCUUGACGCAGGAGGAGCGGCUGCGCGUGGUGCUGGAAGGCCGAGAGGACUACAAGCACAAGCGCUCGGGCGGCGGCACGACCAACUCGGAGAAGAAGCGGCUCAAGCACUUUAUGAUGAUCAAGAAGAGCAAAUCGGUGCAGUCGAAGGUGCUCGUGUCGGCUCGGCAGGUGCAGGCACAGAAGAAUCGCGUUGUGAAGAAGAUCCUCAAGCACGACGCGAAGAAGCGGCGCAAGAUCUAG
Messenger RNA from Hyaloperonospora brassicae, 2127 nucleotides. Lineage: Eukaryota; Oomycota; Peronosporomycetes; Peronosporales; Peronosporaceae. The record is from the annotation of a GenBank genome assembly.